UCGGCCGUUCCAUUUGGUUUGCAGAUAUACUCAUGCACUUUGCCCGGGGUCAUCGCCCCGGGUUUUGAUGAUGGUCCAUGGAUCUACUCAGAGGAUAUCCUCAACCGUAUGGAAGCUGCGGGUAUCAAAGCGACUUGGUUCAUUAAUGGGGCCAAUAAAGGGAACAUCUACGAUUAUAACUCCACUUUGCUGAGAAUGGUCGACAUGGGACAUCAGAUCGGAUCACACACAUGGAGUCACAAAAAUCUCGCUACUUUGACUGCUGAUGGAGUGAAAGAAGAAAUGCUUUUGUUAGAGGAGGCCUUAGUUAACAUCCUCGGGUAUUUCCCUUAUUACAUGCGCCCUCCAUUCCUAUCAGUCAACGCAGUCGCGCUCCAAGCACUCAAGGAACUUCAGUAUCAUGUCAUCAUUGGCGACCUGAACACCAAGGACUGGCAGUAUCAGUCAGAAUCUGGGAUCGAAACUGCAAAAAAGCUAUUUACCGACGGUCUUGACCUUGGGCGUACGAUAAUAGAAGCCCAUGAGCAGGAAGAAUGGACCCACGGAGUACUCAUCGACUUCAUGAUCCAGACAAUUCAAGCUAGGGGUCUCAAAACUGUCACUGUAGCGGAGUGCUUGCAGGAUACGCAGCCGUAU
This is a messenger RNA of Bipolaris zeicola 26-R-13, 636 nucleotides long. Its product is annotated as carbohydrate esterase family 4 protein. The record is from RefSeq and is a predicted model, not a curated record. The annotation marks the transcript as partial. The transcript is spliced from 4 exons. Lineage: Eukaryota; Fungi; Ascomycota; Dothideomycetes; Pleosporales; Pleosporaceae. Gene Ontology annotation, molecular function: hydrolase activity, acting on carbon-nitrogen (but not peptide) bonds. Gene Ontology annotation, biological process: carbohydrate metabolic process.